Musca vetustissima is the source of this 791-nucleotide messenger RNA. RefSeq names its product CD151 antigen. Gene Ontology annotation, cellular component: membrane. Lineage: Eukaryota; Metazoa; Arthropoda; Insecta; Diptera; Muscidae. The transcript has 6 exons. Bases 68 to 778 code for a protein of 236 amino acids. The record is from RefSeq and is a predicted model, not a curated record.
AACAGCCGCCAAAAUUGGUCGACUUACGAAAACAUCGUUUACCAUAAGUGACCUUAGUGCUGACAGCAUGGGUUUUAGUUCGCGCAUGGACUGCUGCGGGCAGUUUGUCAAAUACAGUUUAUUUGUAUCGAAUUUUGUGAUUUUUGUUGGUGGUGCCACAGUUUUUUGUUUAAGUCUCUGGACUCUGGUCGAUCGUAGUUUUAUGAAUGAGCUGCUUGGUACAAAUUUAUUUUCUGGUGCCGUUUAUGUUCUGCUGGUCACAUCGGUGGCCAUUUGUUUGCUUUCGUUUUUGGGUUGUGUGGGAGCGGGCAAAGAGGUCAAGUGCCUGCUGCUGACGUAUUUCAUAAUGGUGGCCCUGGUAUUUGUUACGAUGUUAAUUGGUGGCAUAUUGGGUUAUGUUUUCCGCGAACGGGUUCAACAGACCAUGAGACAGGAAAUGCGUUCCUCCAUGGCCCUGUAUGGCAGUCGCCGUGACAUUACCCAGGCCUGGGAUCAAACCCAAGAACGCCUGCAAUGCUGUGGUGUUGAUACCUGGCACGAUUGGAACCGCUUUGGUCUGAUUCCGGAAUCUUGCUGUCAAGAGAUUUUCGGAGGUCAACGUAAGGAGUGCACCAUAUUCCCCACCAUUACGAAUUUGCACAAUCAGGGUUGCCUAUAUGUUACUUCGAAUUUUAUACGCGAUCAUGCAGCGGUGAUUGGCGGGACAUCUAUCGGGGUGGCCAUUGUGAUGAUAUUUGGCAUGAUCUUCUCUUGUCUGCUGUUCAAUAUGAUUGAAUAGUCGUCGUUUGGCG